AUGCACUUGUAUCCUGGUUAUCCAGCGCCAAUGUUUCAGUCAAGAUCUGAUAAAUUAUGGACAGUUGGUCGUUAUUCAUGGGAUGAUGAUUAUCAUGAUGAAAGACAAUCAGAGCACUCUGACAAAAAGAAAAUAUCAUAUAGGAAUUCAUCACUGACUCAUAAUCAUAAUGAUAAUACUAGUAAUAAUAAUGUAGAAUUAUUCUCUCAAUCAUGGAUUGAAAUGUUAACAUUGAUAUCGAAUGCUGAGCUAGAUGUUAUUGAAGUACUGAUUGAACUUGUUAUGGAACCAUAUUUUAUUAGUCCUAACUUAGAUAAUAAAUUUCUAUUGAUUUCUGCCCAAUCAUCGUCAUCAUUAAUAACAGCAAAUACACCAGCAGUGUGUCACACAGAACCUUGUUUAACUAGCGAUUUAAUUGAAUUAAUUGCACAAUGUUUGACUGGAUUCGCAGUGGAACAAGCUCAUUUAUGUGUAGAAGUUGUGCCGCCCGUGACUAGAAUUCGUAUUGAUCAAAGUUUAACUAGUCAGUCAAUUGAUAUGAGACAAAGAGCUUGUGAUUUACUAUUAUCGUUAUGGCAUUCUAUCGAUGAUCGAUCAAAAGUGAAUUAUAUUCACAUAUUUCUACCGAAUGUCAUCAAUAUGGCUACACUGCCACUUCCACGAAUACGCGAAAAUUGUGUUGAUUGUAUAUUGAAUGCAUUGACUAUUCAUGCACCUACCGUGGAAAAUGUUUUUGUUAGUGAAAUCGAUCGUGUUGUCCAGUGGGCUGGUACAGAUUUUGCUGCAGAUAUUCGUAAUCUUUUACAAGACGAAUUUUCUAAAAAACGCAAACCAUUACCACAACCGCCUCGUCGUUCACAUGGAACGGAGGAUUUUGAUCAUAAACAACAACGAGUGAUUAGUGAUUUUAGUAAACAAAUCGAUUGCCUACUUCAUUAUGGUAAAUUUAUUAAUCGUCCAUCACAAAUGAAUGAAAUGUUGGCGUUUUGCAACCUAAGAAAAUUCUACGAAUCUAUCAAUCGUAAAGAUAUGAUUUUGCGUUAUUUAUAUCGACUGGAUCGAUUGCAUGCAGCAUAUUCUAACCAAACAGAAAGAGGUUAUACUUUGGAACUGAUUAGUGAAAAUUAUUCGUGGGAUGAAACCAGUGUUGAUGUGGAUGACGUAUCACCCCAUUAUGUACAAUAUGGAAAAAGUUCAUCACGAGAAUUACGUGAACGUUUAUUGCUUGAUAGUUUUGAAUAUUUAAAACAAGGUACCGAUUGGGAGCAUGCAAUAGAUAUAUCGAAUAAAUUAAUACAUUUAUAUCGUGAUAUUAUGCCAAAUUAUGAACGUCUAAGUGAAAUAUUGAAAGAACAAGCUAACUUGUAUAGAACUAUUGUUACAAAUGAACAUUCACGUUUACCAUUUCGUUAUUAUUUAAUUGAAUUUUAUGAACCAACAACAUCAGCUUUAAUGAUGAUAACAAAUCGUAAAUUAAUCUACCGUACAACAUCAGAUUUAGGUGAUGUAUUAAAUAUGCUAACGGAACAAUUUCCUGAUGCAAAAAUAUUAAACCAACCAUUAACAACUACAAAUCAAUCAACAUUGAAUACAUUUUGUAUAUUUGCUAGUGGGAAUUUAGAACCGGAACCUGAAAUACCGGAACAUUUGAAUUCACGUAUUGUUGACACUAAAAUUAAGAAUUACUAUUCCAAAAAUCGUGUGAAAUACUUUUUGAGGCAUAGACCGUUACAACCUACUGAGAAAAAAGAUGGUCGUCUUGUCACUAAUACAGAAGAAACUCGUUAUUGUAUUGCAGAGCCGAUGCCAAAUAUCAUUCCUAUUAUGCCAGUAGAUAGAGUGGAAAUUCGUAUGUUAAGUCAAACAGAGUGGGCUAAUAAACAAAUUCAAGGGAUUAUACAAGCAUUGCAUGCUGACUUAAUCUCAGCCAAAUCACAAGACGCUAAUUUAUCUCAAUAUAUUGGUAAACUUGUCUCAUCUAUUCAGUCACCUGUUAGUGGCGGUGUGCCAAAAUUAGUGAAAGACGUUGAGCUAUCCGAUGAUCCACGACAAGAAAAAUGUUUCUCUCAAUUGGCUGACAGUGUUUUAGAAUUAUUGGAAUUACAAUUAACAUUUCUGAAAUUUUGGUAUGUAAACGAUCCACCACCACCGCCUCCAGCAUCUCAUCGUCUAGCUGCUAUGUAUAAUGCUGAUAUGAUUGGUAAUGUAACCAGUUCUACUGUUGGAGGAAUUACAGGUAGUGGUAACUAUCUUUUGUAUGAAAUGAUCGGUUACUAUGAAGUACUGGUUCGUGAUAUGAGUAGAAAAUUUGGCUUUUCUGUUGACCAUUUAAAUGCAGAUCACCUUCGUUAUGGUCCAAUAUCUACAGAUCGUCAAAAUAAUAUUAUUAAUUCUACUAGUAAUGUUAAUACUAAUUUAUUAUCACCACUUCGUCGUAAUUCACGUUCAUCACAAAACAUUGUGAAUACUGGUGUUGCGACAAUUGCUCAAUCAACUGUCCCAAGAAUUUUCUCGAAACCUGAUCAUUCUGGAUCUGAUCAUGGAUCGUCGAUUCGUUCGUUGCAGAGAACUUUUCAAACGAUUGGGAGUGGACGUACCCCUCUAGAAUCGAUAACGUAUUCAUCACCAAUAAAUAGAUCCAACUCUUCCUUCAAUAUAUUAUCUUCAGAUCCCCCAGCAUUACCGGAUCGUCCAGUAUUAACAAAACCAACUCAAACGAUAAAUGUUUCUAGUGGUCGACCAACAACAUUAAACACUACCAACAAUAGUAUUACCCCUAUCACUAGUUCCAUUAGUACUGUUGGUGAUCAUGAUAAUCCUGGUAGUCCACGCGGAAAAAUCAUUACAACACCGAAUGAUGAUUCUCACACUACUCAACAUCAAAAUAAUAGUAAUAGCGUUGAUUAUAACGCAGAUAACAGCAAAAAACAAAUACACAAUCCAAUUGUAACUUCAAGAUUUGAAUCUAAUCUCAAUACAAUAAGAAAUAGAUCACGUCCACUGCCUCCACUUCCACCUACACCGAUUCGAUCAUCGUCGAUUACACGAACGGAGAAUUCAAUCACUCAUCAUCAUCAAGUGAAACAAAUCAAUCCUAUAAGUAAUAGUAUAAAUGGAAUUAUACUUAGUGGUAAUGAAACAGCUCCUCCGUUACCUGAGCGGAAAACUAAAACAUCUGGUAGUGUAGCGACUACACCAGUGACACCGACUCCAGGACGACAAACUCACGGUGUUGAUGAUUCUUCAUCCUUUGAUUUCUCUUGA
Molecule: messenger RNA, 3264 nt
Organism: Schistosoma mattheei
Lineage: Eukaryota; Metazoa; Platyhelminthes; Trematoda; Strigeidida; Schistosomatidae
Source: the annotation of a GenBank genome assembly